AUGUCGAUUGAGAAAGCGCCGGCAGACGAGCAACAGGACGUGGAGAAAGGAACAGACGCGUGUCGCGAAAACUCCCCCUUGCUGCUGUCGGAGGACCAGGCACUCGCUAAGGCGCGAAGCAGCCCCAACGACGCCCUCCCAAUUCUCAUCACCUAUGGCCCCAAUGAUGGAGAUAACCCACGCAAUUGGCCCAAAUGGCGGAAAUGGUAUAUCACCAUUGUGGUGAGCAUGUUGAAUGUGUUCACAACCUGGUGUGCGGGUGGAAUCUCAUCCGGGGCGACAGGAAUCCAAGAGGAGUUCGGCGUAUCGGCAGAAAUCACCACUCUAGCGUUAUCCCUGUACGUGCUGGGGUACGCCAUCGGCCCGGUCCUGCUCGCCCCGCUCUCGGAAUAUUUUGGACGGCAGCCGAUCUACGUGGUAUCCUGGUUCUGUUUGUUCAUCUUCCAGCUGCCGCUGGCGCUGGCGCCUAAUAUCGGAACCAUCUUGGUGUGUCGAUUCAUCGCUGGCUGUGCCGGAGGGGCUCCCCUCACCAACACGGGAGGCAGCAUUAGUGACCUGUGGGAGCGCAAUGAGAGUGGAGGGCCCAUGGCUGUCUACGGGCUGAGCAGCACCUUUGGCCCUCCCAUGGCCCUCGUGAUCACCGGAUAUAUUGGACUGAAUCUCGGCUGGCGGUGGAUCUUCUGGGUGCUGAUGGCGAUGACUGGAGGCGUCUGGGUGGUAUUGGUGACCACCAUCCCCGAGACCCGACACACGACGGUUCUCCAGAAAAAGGCCAAGCGCGCCUGCCGGCAAAUGCAGAAGGAAAACCUGGCCUCGGCCGGCUCAACCACCGACAUGCACGCCAGCGAGCGAAAGGGUCUGCAUGAACUAUUUGGGAUCACUCUCACGCGCCCUUUUCGCUUCCUCUUUUCGGAGCCCAUCACCCUCUUCUCCGCGAUCUACAAUGGUUUCUUAUACGGGCUGGUAUACUUGUUCAACGAAGCCAUUCCGUUGGUGUUUGGGGCUCCCAAGGGUCACCCCUUCAAUACCGGUCAACAGGGAUUGGCCUUCCUGGGCAUGGCAAUUGGCCCUCUGAUCGCCUUUUGUUUCUACCCGCUCCAAGAGCGAUAUUAUCUACGCCGGGUUGCCGAAAAUGACGGAAAAGGAGUCCCCGAGGCCCGGAUGUGGAUGGCCCGCGUCGGAGCGAUCCUUAUUCCCAUCAGUCUCUUCUGGUUUGGGUGGACUAGCUAUCGAUCCGUCCACUGGAUCGUCCCGAUCAUUGCCUCCUCAUUCUUUGGGGCGGGGAUCUACAUUGUGAUCCUGAGCAUCUUGAAUUACGUAGUGGACAGCUAUCAGACGUACUCGGCAUCGGCGUUGGCGGGCGUCAUUCUCGUACGCAACGUCGUCGGGGCUGGAUUCCCCUUGUUUGCCACUCAGAUGUAUGAAAAGCUGGACUAUGAAUGGGCGUCCAGUCUCUUGGGCUUCAUCUCCAUUCUACUUGUGCCCAUCCCAUUCAUUUUCUUCCACAAGGGCGAAGCAAUCCGUCUCCGCAGUCCCUGGGCCAGGGAGCACUUUGAACAAAAUGAGGACUCGCCUCAUUGA
Molecule: messenger RNA, 1581 nt
Organism: Penicillium salamii
Lineage: Eukaryota; Fungi; Ascomycota; Eurotiomycetes; Eurotiales; Aspergillaceae
Source: the annotation of a GenBank genome assembly